Molecule: messenger RNA, 1800 nt
Organism: Talaromyces marneffei
Lineage: Eukaryota; Fungi; Ascomycota; Eurotiomycetes; Eurotiales; Trichocomaceae
Exons: 3
Coding region: 1-1800 (599 amino acids)
Source: RefSeq, a predicted model, not a curated record
AUGAUGAUGCAGUCUCUCCUUUUCUGGAGUCUGCUAUUACGGGGCCAACAAGCGAGAUCUCAAGAGCAAAUGCCUAUAGGAAUUGACCAACCAGGUUCUGCCGACGAUGAAACUGACUGUAAAUACAACUUCCCCUCGCCAGCACCGCACAUAUUUUCUUCAGUAAACGGAUUGCUUCAACAAUGGGCUAAUACGUUCUUCCCAAUUGGGCAUGGUAUCGUGCCUUGUCAUAUAUCGCCUUUUACGAAUCUGUAUCAUGGCAGACAAGACGGUAAUAUGCCGGAGAGUCCAGAAUGGGUUGCUUUUGACAUAGAAAUGCCCUACGGUAUCAUGGGCUCCGAACGGAACUCCCACAUCUUAACAUACCAGACAACAAAACAAAUAGGCUGUCUUUACUUUGACGGCGAGUCUGCCACCUUGUUUGGUUCAGGGAUGAUGGAUACUCAGAUGCUAUUUAUUUAUGGGAAUGUAACCGGGCCGCGCGUUGACGAUGGUCAUGGCUUGAGGGGUCUUGAAGAUGAGUACAAUCGCGCAUCUGGAUUAUGCAAAUGGGUCCAAGACAAAGGGCUCGGUGGACUUGGAUGGGGCAUGGAGGGUAUUGUGAGGAUGAAUGCAGGGUUUGAGAUGAUUUGGUGCAACUUUACGAGUCUGUCGCUUCGAUUGUUGACCAAGACGAAUGUUACGGCGCCGCUGUUGCGGGAGAUUGGUAAAGAUUCCGCUUUGGAAGAUAGGGAACGGAAGGCAGGAACGGCGGAAAUUGGCAAGGCAUUGAUUCCGGAAUAUACCAGCACGUCUCCUGGCUAUUAUCCGUUGCCAACGGACACCUCCCCACCCGGUCAUUCUAAAGAUCCAGAACAACCUCCCAUGCCGCCAAGCUGGAGACUACGUGGCCAGGAACCAUUCCUUGAGAGUCAGACAUGGGGUUGGUUUGAGAGUGCAACCUGGCACUACGGUUCGACCGGCAUGGGUGCUGGACGAGGAGAAUCACGUGUCAAGCCCCUUACUUGUGGAUUUUUGACCUUUUACAAUCCUAUAUAUCAUGAACAACAAAUAGGUUGUGCAAACGCAGAGCGUAAAAGGUUAAAUCUUACGAUGGAUGGGCAUUGGACGGGCUCGGGCACGCAAGAAGACAGAAAGGCUGCGUUAGAACAGUUAACCAGACGCAAGCGACAUCAUUCAUUACGCAACAUUACUGUAGCUGAUGCGCAUAUGAUGAAUGACGCUGCAGAGCGAGUGCUAAAAAGCUUGGACUUUAACAACUCGGAUAGACUACGGUCCAGUUACGCCACAAACAACAACUGCACAGGAAUCGACUGGACGGGAAGUAUUGACACGGAAAACUCGACAGCCGUUAGAACGUGGUUUAUGGCCCUGAGACAACAUACCCAUUUCUUAUUGAUGCCUCAUUUUGAGUACCCUCCAGAGUCCGCUGAUCAUCACGAAAUGUCGACGUUGGGAGAGAAGACCCUGUCGAAAUGUCAAUAUCAGUACACUCGGCUUCUAGCACCUGAUUUUGAUACCGUCCAGCUAACACCGGAAGAGGCAUUGAUAAUGUCCGCGGUAGAGGAAACCCUCGGAAACAUUUGUCUGUGGGUAGUCACUGCCGGCCUGGCAAUAGAGCGAGAAUGGCUCGAUCGAUUUGAACGACUCCAGUAUUCUUCACCAGGCACCAAAUCUUUUACCGCUUUGGUCAGUCGACUUAAUUCCUGGCAGACAGGUCUCGAAGAACUUAUGGCCUGGCUAGGAUGGGUUGAUCAAUGGACAUACUGCAAAGACGGCUGUGCGCAAGACGAAAUCUGA